This is a messenger RNA of Effrenium voratum, 1062 nucleotides long. Lineage: Eukaryota; Dinophyceae; Suessiales; Symbiodiniaceae. The record is from the annotation of a GenBank genome assembly.
AUGGGAUUUGGCAGCCCGGCUCAUUUUGAGCAGCCACGUCUCAGGCUGGAUGCGUGCCUCGCCACCCUAGAGGACCUGCUCCAGGUGGAGUCGGGCCACGCCGCGGCGAAGCAGAUGCAGCAGGAGGCGGAGCGCGAGUGGCAGAAGCAGUGCCGAGAUCAAAAGAAGAACUUCAGGAAGAUGUUCGACAAGCUCUCCGGGGAGGACAAGGAGGCUGAGGAGCGCGAGCGCCAAGAGCGUCAAGCGCUGCGGUCAAAGUGCGCCAUUCGAUGGACUGCGGACGACGUGGACUCGGGGGCCUUUAGCGCCGGCGACGCCCCGCCCUGCGACGGCAAGGAUUGGGGCCUCUCCCUCAGCAGGACGGUGCUCUGGUCACUGGAGCAGAUGGCGCUGGAGGGGCAGAAUGUCAUUCCCACAGAUCUCAGCCGGGCCACGAUGUGGUUCUUGGGCGUGUCCUCCACCUGCGAGCUGAGAUGGCUGAGACCCGUGGAGCUGCUGAAGCGGCUGCCAACAGUUCACUGUCUGGAGUUGGAGUUGAUCGGCUUCCUCGGUGAGAUCGAUCCCGACAACUCCCGGGUGCCGGAUCCCAAGGCGGAUCAGCUGCCGGAGGGCAUCUUGGAGACGGAGCAUGAAGGGCGUCAAGCGUUGCUAAGAGCUACCAAAGGCUCGCUGGAUGAUGCGCUGAAGCAGGAGCUGAUUCCAGCCGACACCCCGGAGGCUCUGCCGCAGGUGUGCUUCAUCGCCCACCCGCAGCUGCACCGGUACUACACCGAGUUCCAUCCAGCCAUCUGUUGGCUAAUCAAGAAUAAUGUGCCCACCAUCAUCAUUGGGGCGUCUGAGCCGGACCCCUCCUGGAAGCAGGAUGAGGUUCUGCUGAAGAAGUUGGGUGCAGAGAUCCUGGUGUCCAGGAGGGAGUCGCCAUAUCCGAUGUGCCUACCAGGGAAUUCCACGGUCCGGAAAUGCAGUCACAUCAUCGGUUUCAAGGGCGGCAAGGCGCUGGAAAGGGACAAGCUGAUGACCGCCAAAGUGGAGCUUUUGGCCGAUGACUAUGUGGUGCGAUGA